GAUCAACCUCACGUCACAAUCACAUCCAUAUUUGGGCUUCUCACCGGAUUCAGUGGUAGAAGUGGGGAGACCGCCAUUCCAGACAAGGUGACGGCAGGUGUCUAUCACUCAAGGGCCCACCAUGUUCCAACGCCUCCGCACCAUCUUCCAGUCGCCCACACUUCAAAACACCGGCAGUCUAGCGCGCGAUCUCCUCGCCUCCGAACGCACCUUCCUUGCCUGGACACGCACAGGACUGGGCUUCAUCGCACUGGGCGUGGCGCUCGAGAAAGUGGAGGCCUUCGCCGCUCUGUCACCCACUUUACUCCACCUCGAAAACUCCCGCACAAAGCUCGCCGCGGGCAUCCUAGUAUCUAGCGGGAGUCUGUGUGUGGCACACGGCACGCAGCGGUAUUUCAGUACUAUGCGCGAGCUGCAGCGGGGCGUCUUCCGGCCGAACGUGGUUGGGAUCCAGCUGGUGGCCGCAACGAGUAUUGCCAUUGCCGUUGCGGGCACGUUCAUGGUGUGGGAGAACGGCGAGGAGCAGAGGAGGAAGAGGGAGGCGGGUGAGAGGCGCGGUAGCGUGAAGGGAUGAUUCCAGUGUCGCAUGCUGAUAUGCUGGACCCCGAUGUCGACGCCCUCUGCUUGUCCUUGCCCCGACUUGUUGGGCCUGGAGCUCUUUUGCUUGUGGACGACCUUCGUUUAGAUCGAAAACGCCAUCGAAAUGGUCGGCAUUCAUCUCCAAGGCGUCGACCAUAAGUACCUGAUCGCGGGGUCGUUGCGGCGAUGAAAGAUCUAUGAGGCACGGGUUGACUCCGAGGCAUUACCGGAUUCAUCAGCGUUACGAAGCACGAGUACGACGAAUAACUCGUCAAAUACACUAUAACCUUAUUAUAUAUUUGUUCCAACUGAAACUAAAGGCCGUGGCGUAACGAUGGUCGUCGAGCUGAUGGUGGGGCAGGGCUGCACGAGAGCAAAGCCAUUGAAUUUAAAUCCAGUCUGACGUCGUUUGAGC
Molecule: messenger RNA, 994 nt
Organism: Neohortaea acidophila
Lineage: Eukaryota; Fungi; Ascomycota; Dothideomycetes; Mycosphaerellales; Teratosphaeriaceae
Exons: 1
Coding region: 122-574 (150 amino acids)
Source: RefSeq, a predicted model, not a curated record